AGUCAUUGAGAAGUGUCAAUCAUGCGUAACCCUGGCUCCGGUCAAUCCCCACACACUGUACCUGACUGUCGCGUUGUGCGGGACAGAGCGUUGUGCGGGACAGAGCGCUGUCCACUUGAGAAGUAUAGUGAAUUUGAGAAUUUGAGCCACCAAGGCAUUUAUAAUCCAUAUCCUGCCUUUGUUCACUUAUAUAACUGGGUCAGUAUGGAAGAGGCAGAACUGGUAAAGGACCGACUCCAAGCAAUAACGGAUAAGAGAAAAGUCCAAGAAGACAUUGUUCAUAAAAAGCUGGAAAUAGACCAGGAGAGGCUAAAGCUUCAGCACUUAAAGAAAAAGUCUCUGAGGGAACAGUGGCUCAUGGAUGGAACGAGCAACCAAAGCCCACAGCAGAGAGAGACUUUGAGGGGAGAUCAACAACAAACUAAACUCCUCCAGACCAGCAUCCACAGGAUGGAGAAAGAGAUUGAGGCUCUGGAGAGGGAAGAGACGAUGAUUUCGAAAAAUGAGGGCUUCAUCCUGAAGAGGCUGAAAGCUAUCGAGAAAACACCUGAGGAGAUAAUAAAGGACGCAAAGGAGAAUUUCCAAGAAGAGCCAAUCCAUAUCAACCCAGCUACUCCAGAUGCCCCAAAGUCCUGCAAACCUCCAAUUUCAAAGAAGCAGUCCUUUGAAUCUAAUAAGGACACACCCAAACAAACCAUGUUUGCCAUGGAGAUCAACGUCCAGAAGGAUCUCCGUACCGGGGAGACCCGGGUCCUGUCCACAUCCACUGUCACCCCCCAGGUGCUCCAGCAGAGAGGGGUCAAAGUCUAUGACGAUGGCCGCAAGUCUGUCUAUGCCCUGCGGUCUGCCGAGUCUCAGCUGGGGGAUGUUUCUAACAGAGUGGACGAGCUCAGCGCUAUGGAGGUGGAGGUUCUGCUCAGAGCAGCUACAGAGCAGAAGAAGUCUCAAAGCGGCCCACUGGGCCACCAAGGCCAUCAGGAAUCAGUGUCUGCAUUCUCCACCAACUGUGGCCCACAGAGCCACCAGAAGCCAACAUUGCCUGCAUUCUCCACCCCCCGUGGCUCUCGGGGCCACCAUGAGCUCAGCCCUAUGGAGGUGGAGGAGCAGCUCCGAAAGGGUACAGCGCAGAAGAUGCCUCAAAGCGGUGCUUUCCCAAAAGACCACCGGGGCCACCAGGAAUCAGUGCCUGCAUUCUCCAACACCUGCAGCUGGAGGGCCUCAGUCCCCAACAGACCCCAACAGAGUAAUGCUAAAGUCAUCCACGAAACCAAUGGGAAUGGGUAUCAGCAAGAGUCGUAUAAGCGUGAUGUCCUCUCCAUGAAGGAGCUCCACUAUAUUGAUGGAGUCCACAACUCAGGGCUGGAGAUUCUUUCCUCCUCCCCUCACAUUCCAGUCCAUUAUUUCAUUGGCAGGCAGGAUGAGGAGUACUACCAGCCAAACAACGGGUAUAACCAGAAUCCUUUCUCUUAUGGUGUGGAGAAAGGGUUCCCCACUGACGACUUCUACCAUAGCCCUAGAGAGAACCCGCGAGGAGGGAUGUUUUACGACUCAUCAGUUGAAAUGGACCUGAGGCCGUCUCCGAUCUACCAGGAAGACUCGCACUUCAGUAUCCUGAACACCAUGGACACGUCCGAGCCUGUCACCGCCAUCUUUAUGGGCUACCAGACCGCAGAGGAUGACAGUGGGCGUGGCCUUGGCUAUGAAGGAUCCAUCCGGGCCGAGCUUGUCGUCAUUGGCGACGAGGAUGGGGUGGACGAGAGUAACCCUCAGUUUAACACCUACACCGCGGAUGGCUAUAACAACCGGGGCUACCAUCACUGUCAACCUCAACAGAACUUAAUCAAAUACAUGGCAGAGCCCACAGCUAAUUUUAACUCAAACAAUGCAUCACCGUACACAGCAUCAAGGAAUUUGGUCUAUCCUGGUCAACAGGCCAAAGAGUCACACUACCUGUAUUCAGACGGACAGUCCGACGAGGACGGGACAGAGAAGCACUCUGCCCCAGCUUCAAGUACAAGUAUGGAGAAACCUGAACAGUUUGUGUAAAAAUACACCAUGCAAGACUCAGAAACCUACACGUUCCAUGACGAGAGAAGAAGAAAACCAACUUUGCACAAAACAUUCAACUAACAGCAAAAUGCUUCUGAGAUGCCAUCAAUAGCUAAAACCAGAGCCUUGUAUUUGGAUAAUUCUCAACAUAUUCUCAAUGUAAGGAUGUGGCUAAUACUGUAAAACAUAUGUUUGCUCAUAACGUUUCCUUACACAGCUGAAUAUAUACUAAUGAUGUCAUUUAGAGAGAAAGAAACCAGCCAAAAAGUAGACUUUUGAAAUGAAUCUCUGAUCUUAAAUGUUAAAUGUUCCUGAAGAUAUAAGUGCCUCUGAUGUUUACUGUACUCUCUAGCCUUUUAUGCUGCUGUCGGCUACUAGUCAGCACUUUUGAUAUAAUAAUAAAACCUUUAUGGAGUGCCUCAAUGUAAUAUGCUGUUGAAACUGUAACCUGGGAGCAUAUUUGUAAAAGCUAAUCAUGCUAACAAAACAAUUAAAAAGCUAA
Oncorhynchus keta (chum salmon) is the source of this 2551-nucleotide messenger RNA. RefSeq lists its product as uncharacterized. The record is from RefSeq and is a predicted model, not a curated record. The transcript has 9 exons. Bases 22 to 2046 code for a protein of 674 amino acids. NCBI's taxonomy places the organism in Eukaryota, Metazoa, Chordata, Actinopteri, Salmoniformes, Salmonidae. Gene Ontology annotation, biological process: regulation of cell shape. Gene Ontology annotation, cellular component: membrane; cytoplasm.